Molecule: messenger RNA, 1408 nt
Organism: Drosophila elegans
Lineage: Eukaryota; Metazoa; Arthropoda; Insecta; Diptera; Drosophilidae
Exons: 2
Coding region: 71-1237 (388 amino acids)
Source: RefSeq, a predicted model, not a curated record
AUUUUAGCUGACUGAUCUCAGAUAAACACGAAACGUUUUGACGAUCAGUCAUCUAUUUGCAUUCUUCACAAUGAGGUCGGUUUUGCUUGCGAUGCUGCUGGUGCUCGGAUCGAGUAUGGCACAACUUGUUAACAGAGACUAUGCCUCACAAGGAGAAAAUGGACUGAUAAAUGGUGGUAGACCAGGAGGUCCUUUUCAAAGUGACGAUCAAGAAUCUCUUGGCCAAAUCAGAAGUGGAUUGUUCGGAGAAAGUAAGACAGGAGGCCCAUUUCAAAUUGGGAAUCAUCAAGGAGGUCUAGUUUCUGGAGGUAACAGAGGAGGUCCCUUUGGUGGUAAAUAUAAUGGCCCAGCUGAAGGUGGACUGAUCAGUGGCAGUAAAACUGGAGGACCAUUCGCCAGUAUUCAUCAUCAAGGAGGUUUAAUUUCUGGGCAAAAUAGUGGAGGUCCAUUUGCCAGUAACAAUCGUCAUGGAGGCUUAGUUUCUGGACAAAAUAGUGGAGGCCCAUUUGCUGGAAACCAUCAUCAAGGAGGUUUAAUUUCUGGACAAAAUAGUGGAGGUCCAUUUGCCAGUAACAAUCGUCAAGGAGGCUUAGUUUCUGGACAAAAUAGUGGAGGCCCAUUUGCUGGAAACCAUCAUCAAGGAGGUUUAAUUUCUGGGCAAAAUAGUGGAGGUCCAUUUGCCAGUAACAAUCGUCAAGGAGGCUUAGUUUCUGGACAAAAUAGUGGAGGCCCAUUUGCUGGAAACCAUCAUCAAGGAGGUUUAAUUUCUGGACAAAAUAGUGGAGGGCCCUUUGGAAGGAAUCAAUGGGCAGGCGAUGACCGCAGUGGCCUCAUUAGUGGUAGCCAAACUGGCGGUCCAUUCGCCAAAGAAGGACUUAUUUCUGGAGGAAAUAGUGGAGGUCCCUUUGACAUAAAUCAAGGAAGAUAUGGAUUGAUCAGUGGCAGUAAACGUAGAGGUCCAUUGGCCAGUAUCAAUCAACACGAAGGACUAGUUUAUGGAGGAAAUAGCCAAGGUCCUUUUGGAAGUGGCCUAGUCAGCGGAAGCAAUUCAGGAGGGCCAUUUGUAGCUGGCAAUCAUCAAGGAGGAUUAAUAACUGGAGCGAAUGUAAUAGAUCCAUUAUUCAGCAAUCAUAAUGGUCUGAUCACCGGUAGCAAGACUGGAGGACCUUUUAUAACCAGAUCGGAGGAAUCGGAGCUCAUAACAGGAAGUCAAACAGUAGGUCCUUUAGGGAACUAAAUGUAAUAGAAGUCCGUCUAUUUAAAGGUUUUCAGCAGUUAUGAAUUAAGUUGAAAAAUUAAACCUUACCAAGUAAAUGCAAAUCAAUUAUUUUAUGGUUGAAUAAAAGUGGAAGAGGCUUAUAAAUUAAAUUUAAAUAAUACUUGAAUGCCACGAGCAUCAGAAGCUUAA